UGUUUCUAAAACCGAUGUUACUUGACAGAAAGUACGUCAAGCAUCGGGUUCAGUAAUGUUGCUUUUAAUAAAAUUGUAAUUAUUAUAGUUCCUAUACGUUAUUUACGUAUAUAAUUUCGAAUUUACACAACAACCUGAUGAAUAAAUCAUUUCCAUAUAACAACAUAGAGAAUGGUUGAAGAAAUAAAUGAAUUCGCUAAUGAUCAGGCCCAAUUUGACCUGCAAAUGACUGAUAUAGAAGAGCGUUUAUAUAGUCAUAUAUAUCAUAAUUCUAGUGCACAUCUAAUUAAUGAUAUAUCUUUAAAUGCUGAAAUCCAAGAUGACAAAUCUUUUGUAUGUGGAACAUCCAAUGUGACAAAAUCGCAGAAGGAAGAUAAUAUUAUCACAAUUUUAUCAAAUGAUAGCGAUGAUGAUAUUGUCGAAAUAGUUGAAAAGAAACCCAUUUGCAUUGUCAUAGAUAGCGACAAUGAAGGAAAAAAUCAUGCAAAUGGAAAAAAUGAAAGUUUUGUAAUACCAGAUCAUGGAAGAUAUCUGAAUAAUCCCAAUCACCAGACUGAUAAUAAAAAGAAAAACACAAUUUUAGGUAAAAAUAAAAUACAAGCAAAUAAGACUAGGAAUAGAAAUAAUAUGAAGCUCGCCAAUAGUUCAAAGCAACCACGUUUUAACGUGUCUAUCAGCAAAUCAUUGGAUCCUCAUUUAAUUUCUGGAGAUUACUCUCAAUUUAAUCAUAACUCCAUCAUUGCUAAUAUGAUAAAAGAUCGAAAUAAAUGGAAAAUCAAUUACACUGAUAUGCAAGGUCCUUCAAUUAAUAACCGAGAAAAACGAGUUCGAUGUCAUAAUUGUCAUCAGACUGGUCAUGUCAAGCUAAGUUGUCCUGAUCCUAUAAAAGGUGAAAUAUGUUACAUGUGUGGCUUACAAGGACAUUUGGAGCCUAGAUGCCCUAAGAGAAUGUGUUUAGCAUGUGGAGUUCCUUCAUUUGCAUUCGUCAUUGGAUGCCACAAAUGCCGUGAUAGACAUAGAUUAGUAUGUUCAAUGUGCAACAUGGCUGGCCAUAAUGAAAAUACAUGUCCUGAUCUGUGGAGAAGAUAUCAUAGAAGCAUUGAUCCAACGAAGUCACCCAUAGUCCAGCAUUCAGGUUUAAAGGAUACACGAAAUUUGUUCUGCAGCAAUUGCUCAGCUCGUGGGCAUAUUUAUGACAAUUGCAGUAAAUUAAGAAUAAAUGAGCAUAGUUUAAGUCUACCAAAUAUUGUUAAAUAUGAUGCAGUUCUGCCCAUUCAAUCUGUGAACCUUAACAAUAAUUCCAAGAGCAGUCUUAAUAAUGGCAAUUUUAAUACGGCUGAUGUAAAUAGAAUUAAUGGACAUGUAUAUUUAAAUAAGUCAAAUAAUAUGGAUGUUAGAACUUCUAAUGAAUGUUUGGAUGCAGCAAACCAAGUUUCUUCAUCUAAUGUGAAUAAUAUGAAUGGAGGUGUUAGUCCUGAUAUCAAAGAUUCAUUACAAAAAGAGCAUCAAAGUUUAAAUGCAGAUAAUACAGAUACUGAUAAUAACUCUUUGGUUGACUCCGAGCCACAAAUUUUUGACUUUAUGAGGCCAGCGAAUAUAAAUAUACCAGGUAGUGGUGCUGUUUGUAUUGUUAUUGAUAAGUAUACUGUACAAGUGCUAAUGAAACCUGAAGGUGCAAAAUUUUUACAUAACGUUUCGAAAAGCCUCAGUACCAAGGUAGAGAUUCAAUUGUCAAGAUAUGGAGGUUUACUUUAUGUAAAUGACCAUACAAAGGAACAGCCUUUCAGAAAGCAUUUGAAAGACUGGAUUAAAGCUGUUAACACCAAAUUACUGUCUACACAUACUUAUGUUAAGCUUCCAAAUAGAACUAAAUCUUUAAUAAAUUUUAUUCAAUCAUUAAAGGCUACUCCGUGUAGACAAAUUUCAAAUCCAUCUUCAAAAUAUAGAACUCUAUUAAAUAUAACAAAUAAUGAUUAUAGUGUUAUUAGCAACAAGCAAGUAAAACUCUACCACAAAACUAUCAGACAAUUAAAUUUGUUUUUCUUUGAAGAAAAUGGGCUCAAAGAAGGUGAAUUCCAUGCAAAUAAAUUAAACGAGUUAGUGAAACAAUUAGAUACAAUUUCUGAAACUGUUAUUCCGAAAGAGUUAUAUGAAGAAAUUAAAAGCCAUUAUGACUAUAUAUUUACAACUGACCAUGGAAAUUAUAAAGAAUUGAUAGAAUUAUAUAGAAAGAAGAAAAAUAGAAACAUUUCAUCGGAUCACUUCUGAUAAAUAAUAAAAUCC
Molecule: messenger RNA, 2283 nt
Organism: Ctenocephalides felis (cat flea)
Lineage: Eukaryota; Metazoa; Arthropoda; Insecta; Siphonaptera; Pulicidae
Gene: Zcchc7
Product: zinc finger CCHC domain-containing protein 7
Exons: 2
Coding region: 172-2268 (698 amino acids)
Molecular function (GO): nucleic acid binding; zinc ion binding
Source: RefSeq, a predicted model, not a curated record